Cottoperca gobio is the source of this 3830-nucleotide messenger RNA. Its product is annotated as kelch-like protein 9. Gene Ontology annotation, biological process: regulation of cytokinesis; protein ubiquitination. Bases 1015 to 3087 code for a protein of 690 amino acids. The transcript is spliced from 10 exons. Gene Ontology annotation, molecular function: ubiquitin-protein transferase activity; cullin family protein binding. Gene Ontology annotation, cellular component: Cul3-RING ubiquitin ligase complex. The record is from RefSeq and is a predicted model, not a curated record. NCBI's taxonomy places the organism in Eukaryota, Metazoa, Chordata, Actinopteri, Perciformes, Bovichtidae.
AUUUGUAUUUAUUAGGAUCCCCAUUAACUGAUGCGGAUACAUCAGACGUUAACUCAUGACACACAAAACAAAGACUAAAAACUAUGGGAAAGCCGCUCUCUUAAGGAUAACAACUUUUUGCAAUGAUGCAACAUUAAGUUUUAAAUGUCCUAAAUCCACUCGAGUUUAAAAAAAGUGAAACAUCAAUAAAGAGCAUUUUAUUACCCCUUCAAAUUCCACUAUUAUAUAUAUCAAAACGACAAUAAUUCACACAUUUGUCAGUGUAUUAAUGUGCGGGCGUCAGAAACUGUCAUUCAGCCGUUUAGCUUGUGGACAAUAAAGUUAUUUAACACCCUGAUGACAAACGACCACAGAAAUGUACCUGUGUACAACAAUGCACUGCAGUUAUAGCAUUUCAAAUAAAACAGAAAUAAACAAAUAAUUAGACACUGGUAUCUAAAUGUGAAAUCACAAACCUGGUGUAUUAAAAAAUAAGAUAAUAAAGCAGCACAAAGAAGAUUGUUGGUCAUUUAUUUGUAAGUUGUUACACCAGAGUACAUUAAACAUGUGUCGCAUAUGUUUUAAUUUCCUUUAUAAAAUCAACAUGAACAACCGGAUAACACAAACAAGUGCAGCUGCACAACCACAGAGUCUCUGACAUGGCUGAUUGUACCUAACGAUAACAUUAUAAAUGCAACCUCACUGUAUUAUCUUUGCCCACGAAAUGUGUCAAACAUAUUAUAUGACAUAUAUUCUACUUGGCUGUUUGACAGUAUAGCUGAAAAUAUUAAGAAAGAAAUGAUCCCAGCAGGAUGAAACUCAACUGUUGAGAAAGACAUUUUACAUAAGAAGUGAUAUUUUUGAAUUAGCGUGGAUGAACUUCUCCUGCAGAGAGAUUCAGAACGUCACACUCGUCACUACCAAACGAUCCUGAGUAGCUCAUAAAGUUCAUUUCAGUCCACUAAAGCUUUUACUUUGUCUCCAUGUAGAAAGUCUCGUCAGCGCAACAACCAGCAACCACAGGAGGCCAAUGAAAUGGGGGGAAGUGGAGAUGACAGCGGGCCGGGGAGGCUGAGCCGCAGAUUUUCUCGUCUGAGCGGCAGGAAUCAGUCCAGGGAACCUCCGAGACCUCCAGCUCAGCCGGAGAGACUUCCUGCUCCGCCUGACAGACCCGUUCAACAAGAUGAGAGGCCAUCUCCACCAGCACCAGCUCCAGCUCCACUUCCUGCUCCUGCUCCUCCCCCCGUGGACACGCCACCUAAACGCCCAAACAAAGCCACAAAGCCCAAACUUCCCCCUCGGCCGCUGUCCAAGGUGUUCAGCAGCUCGGAGCAUGGAGCAGCUGUGCUGCAGGGGUUAGAUGCUUUCCGAGCAGAUCAGACUCUCUGUGACGUCGUCUUGGUCCCUGGGGACAGCAAGGACACUUUCCCAGUGCACAGAGUCAUCAUGGCUUCAUGCAGCGACUAUUUCAAGGCGAUGUUCACAGGAGGCAUGAGAGAGCAGGAGAUGAGAGAGAUCAAGCUGCAUGGAGUCACAAAGUCGGGCUUAAAGAACAUUAUAGACUUCAUUUACACAUCCAAGGUCAACCUCGACAUGGGUAAUCUCCAGGAUACUCUGGAGGCUGCAAACUUCUUGCAGGUCAUACCCGUCCUGAGCUUCUGUAACCAGCUACUGAGCAGUGAGAUCACUAUUGAUAACUGUUUAGAGGUAGAGCGCAUCGCCACCGACCUGCUUCUGGAGGACGUUCAGCACAAUAUAGGUGAGUUUGUGCGCCAGAACCUCUCAGAGUUGGUGGAGUGCGGCCGCUACCUGCAGCUCUCUGAAACCAGCAUGGCCACCGCUCUGGCCAAAAACUCCCUGAAGGGCUUCUCUGAGACGGAGCUCUACUACAUCGCCAGAGGAUGGCUGGACCACGACCUCCCCAAACGCCGCUCCUCUGUCUACGCCUUGAUGCGCCAUAUUCGCUUCCCACUGAUGAGCCCCGGCGAGCUGAUUCAGAUCUCCCAGGAAGAUGUAGAGGGAGAAGACUCCUUGAUGCGCUCUCAGACAGCCUGUGUGAAUCUCCUGCUGGAGGCCAGCAACUACCAGAUGAUGCCCUUCAUGCAGCCAGCUCUGCAGACUGAGCGGACACAAAUACGCUCGGACGACACCCACAUCCUGGCUCUUGGAGGUGUGAUGCGACAGCAGCUGGUGGUGAGCCGGGAGCUGAGGCUGUAUGAUGAGAAGAGCGGCCAUUGGAGAGCCCUGAAGCCCAUGGAGGUCCCACGGUACCAGCAUGGCGUGGCUCUUCUAGGCGGUUUCCUCUUUAUCGUUGGAGGCCAGAGCACUUAUGACACCAAGGGUAAGACAGCCAUAGACAGCGCCUACCGCUACGACCCGCGCUUCGACAAGUGGCUUCAGAUUGCUUCUCUCAAUGAGAGGAGGACUUUCUUCCACCUGAGCGCUCUGAAGGACAAACUGUAUGCGGUCGGAGGAAGGAAUACAUCAGGAGAGAUUGACACGGUGGAGUGCUACAACCUGAAGAAAAAUCAGUGGACAUUUGUGACCAAUAUGGUGGAGCCUCACUAUGGACAUGCAGGAACAGUUCACGGGGACCGCAUGUACAUCUCAGGUGGCAUCACCCGCGACACGUUCCAGAAGGAGCUUUGGUGUUAUGAUCCCGCCUCCAACAGGUGGAGUCGUCGAGCCGACAUGAUGGAGCUGCGCGGCCUGCACUGCAUGUGCACCGUAGGAGACAAACUCUACGUCAUGGGCGGGAAUCACUUCCAUGACAGCAGCGACUACGACGACGUCCUGGGCUGCGAACUCUACAGCCCGAAGACGGACCAAUGGACGGUGGUGGCGGCCAUGACACGGGGCCAGAGCGAUGUCGGUGUGACGGUGUUCGGCGGGCAGGUCUACGUGGUGGGGGGGUACUCCUGGAACAGCAGGUGCAUGGUUGACAUCGUGCAGCGGUACGAUCCGGAGCGGGACGUGUGGGAUAGGGUGUUCAACGUGCUGGAGCCUCUGGGGGGGAUUCGUGCCUGUACGAUGACAGUUCAUCUGCCGGAGGGGUCAGUGGAUGAGGCUCAGUUACAGGAGUGCCCGCUGCCAACAGCAAAGAGCUGAUCGUGCACCACAGACCGGGGGGGUUCCAAUUCUGUCAGACAUUUAACCUACAUACGAAAAGAAGGCAAAACAGGAAACAGUGUGGUUUGCAAAUACACAAGCAGGUGCAAGCGGCCUCUCUGUCAUACUUUACUGUCUUUAAUACCAUUUCCUAUCCUUGCAUUUCUUUCAGCCCUGCAGCGUCCGUCCUGCUCCUCUGCUUGUGUUCUUUAACUGCAGUUUCCGUAUUUAAAAGAAACAAUCGUUGCAUCUUUAAUGAAAGGUCAAACUUACCCUCCCUGUCAAGUUGUCUGGACAUUGUUUCAUUGAACAUUGAGUUUCGUUGCAUCAAGAUGAAUUAAAAGAAAUAACCGGACUUCAAAGACAAUAUUUUACUCUCUAAUAAUCUCAUAAAACAACUAUGACCUUAUCUCAAAACAGGCGCUGUCUGUGUAACUGUCAGACGAGGAAUCUGCGUAACUCUCUGAAUCAUAAUUACAAAACACAUACAUGAGGUAUGUGUUUUGAAAUCUCUGGCGCUGAAUCAUAAGAAGCCAGACAGCAAAGACAACGGGCCUUUAUUACGAUUUAGAACUUGACUUGCAACAUGUAACUAUCACAGAAAGUCAUGUUUUCUAAAUAAAUCUGAGCACAGGUUCAACAGAAAUGUAUAGAAAUGUAUUGAGAAAUGUUGGAUUUGUUAUGUUUUGUAUAUUUAUGCAGUGUUUUAAAUUGAAAAUAAACUGUUGAUGAUCUUCACGUCA